CGAGCCCGAUGAGGUCAUGCGCUGGGCCGUUGACGUCGAACGCGCCAACUUUCAAUGUUCGAAGACGCCGUGGCGGUUGGAGUAGCUCAAAUGGAGGGGGAAAGCAGAGUUCCUUUUCCUAUUUACAAAUUGGAAUUUAUUGUAAGUUAUUGUCGCAAGCACAUUUUAAAUGGGUCAGAAGCUAACAACUUUACAAAAGCUGACAUAACAAAGCCAGAAGUUGUGCAGCGCUUGUAUGUAAGAACCUUGCAGUAUAUCUUUGAUGCAAGACCAGACUGCUUCUGCAUGAUGACUGGUGAUGAAAACAUGCCAUAUCCUCAACUUAUUGAAAAUUGUGUCCCAAUAUUGAAUCUGUAUAUUUGCAUGCAUAGCUUAAUAUCGUUAUGUGCCAUACCAAAUUUUACGAUGAAUGACUUCUGGAAUCCGAAAAAAAAACGUACCAUUAUGAUCCUGAGUGGUAUCAUUAGUUUCCUUCAACUAAGGAGGAGAGCCUUGGACACCUAUCUGAACCAACAAAAAAGUUUUAAACUGAAUUUGGAGAUGAUGCAGCAGAUGUUUUCUUCAAUUGAAGAAAUGAAGUACAAAAUUCAAAGCUUAAACACAGUACCACCUGAGCAAAAGGCAAAAAUUGACGUACUUUCAGCUGAUAUUACAGAAUUACACCAAGUGAUAAAUGGGGAAUAUCGUCACAAACAAAGUUCUGUUCAAGAUGUAACUACACAACUGAAAGCGAAAAUUGCUGAAAGAAACAAAGUGCUGAGCCAGCUGAAAGUGGACUUGAUUAAUGAAAAGGAGAUGCAAGCAAAGCUCAAACCCAUGAUUGUGGAAUGUCCAGAACAAGAAAAGAGUGAAAUACAAGCAAUGAAUGAGACAGUAGAAAAGAAAAAGGAUGCCUUGCAAAAGAAAAAUGAGCGAAUAUUAGAACUUCAGGAUAAGUCGGCAAAUUUUACCAAUUUCCAAAAGAAAGAACUAGAAUCUUACUUGGGUAUCUUGGUACAAAACCAGACUGGCUGUAACCAAAUGAGCAGUAAGAACACUGAGAUUUGGAAUGAAGGAAAUGAGCUUGACAGAAAAAAGGUGGAACUUGAAAGCAUGCAAACAGAAGAGACUCCACUGAAAAGGCUUCUCUGUUCAAAAUUAGAAAAGCAAGACAAGCUAAAGAUGCAGAUGCUGAAGAAACAGGAAGCUAGGGAUCAUGAUCUUGACUCAGUAGCCACUGAGUGUGAUCAACAAAAGGUUCGAAACCAGGAAAUAUCUGAGCAGGUUGCUCAAGUAAACAGUGAGCGUCAACAUGUUUUGGCAAAAGUUCAGUUGCUGCAAGAGAACUGUGAGAAGGAUGUGUCUGAAUACAAGAAUCUCCUUUCCAAAUUGCUGACUCAUAUGGAACAAUAUCAUGAGCAUCUGGCCACAGUGACAGAGAAGGCUACACACGAGAGGCGUGAACAAAUGACAGAACUGAAGAGGGCCAUAAAUGAACGAAUUUAAAAUCCUUUUUACAGUUACUUCAAAAUUUUGUACAACUUAUUUUUAACUUUUUAAAAAAUCUUCUGUCUCUUCUGCUUAUUCUUAACAAGCAGCAAAUUAUUCUUGAUCAGAUAUUUCAAAGCUAACAUAUUUGUCACUGCUUGACCUAAUUUGUAUAUAACGUGAUCAAAAAUGACAGCCUCUGCCGGUAUAAUGUCUAUACAUAUUAUGGUAUGUGUUUUGAAAUAAAUAUGAAAAUAAACUGCAGAUUAAUGAGGGUUGCUAUAGUUAAUACGCAAAUAAAAUGUGAAUGUGUUUCAUAGAUUAACUGCUGUUGAAAUAAUGGUAAAGGAUUGUCGAGGGAGAUUGCCUGUUGCCUAAACCGCCAGAGGUCUUUUCAAACUCCCACAGUAAUGCUGAAUGGCGGGAAGGUUGCACCUUGAAUUCAGGUAUAAUUGGUUCAAUGACAGAUUACAAUCUUUGCAGGAAAAUGGGAGGGUGGUGACAUGUUGAUCUAAUCUCUACAUGGAGCCUUUAAGCUACCUUUAUCACACAACUCCAACUCCAGUGUAAUUUUUCUCCCAUUGUAAUUAGCCCUCUAAUCCUUUCUUCUUUGUGAAUGUAUCAGGUGUGCCAUUUCAAUCAUCUUGUGUGGUACUGAGUUACACCUUCUCUAAAAUUAUUUUUAUUAACUUGUUGCUCUCUGAUUUUCAUGCCUCUUUUGUUAAGUGUUGUGCCUAUCAAUCUCUUCACUAUCCCAUACAUAUCCUCUCUGCUCUUUAGAUGCAUAGUCAUAAAGCACACAACAGCCCUUUGGCUCAGCUUGUCUAUGCUAACCAAGAUGUCUAUCUGAGCUAGUACCAUUUGCCUGCAUUUGGCCCAUAUCCAUCCAAGCCAUUUUAAUCCAGUACAAUAGCCACCUUCCAGUCUUCUGAUACCUCACCUGGGGCUAAGUAUGAUGCAAAUAUCUUUGCCAGGUCCUUUGUAAAUUUCUUGCUUAGCUUCCCAAAAUGUUCUUCGUCCCUCUGUUGCCAUGUGGAUAUCCAGAAUAGUCUGUUCUGAGUGACCUUCUGACUAUUGUUGAGCUGUAACAAGCCUUGCAUGCAUAAUGUGCCUUUUAAUGUAAAAUUACCUAAAAUGCUUCACCAUUGUGCCUCAAUCCACAUAACUGGUGACUGAAAGUUUAGUGAAACCUUUUAUUUUGGAAGAGUCUUGGAGUAGGUUGCAGUUGAAAUAUUUUGAAAAUUCCAAAAAUAUAUCGAUUGGUAAUGGUAGAGCUCUAAAAAUCAGGAGCACAGUAUUAAACAGAAUUCAAGUGCAAGGAUUUCGUGAGGUUGUAGUUUAGAGGCCAGCAAAGAGGCAAGGAAGGGAUUUCUUUUCAUGCGAGAAUGGAGCAAUCAUCUUCUCAAAGACAGUGAAAUAAUGACAAUGCUGUUUUAGCAAUGAUUAUUGAAGGAUAGUUACUUGCCAAACCACUGUGGAAAUCUCUCUUGCUACUUAAAAUAGCACCAUGGGACCUUUGACAGCCAUUUGAAAGCUAGAGCCAUGAGUUAAUGCUCGUCUUGUCCUUUGUGGAAAUUGUUGACUUGCUGUACAGCUGUUUUGGCAGUUUUACCAUUUGCCCUUUUAACAUGCUGGUACUCCAUUUAGAUUUUUCUUAAAAAGCAUUCAGGGAUUAAUCUGCAAAUUACGUGAUUUAAGCGCAAUUGUUAACGUGAUUGGAAGUGUAAAUGAGUAUUAAAAAUGUAAUUCUUCAGUGAUAUACUGGGGACAAUACUAAAUUAAUUAUUCGCUGUGGGGACAGAAGUCUGAUGGGUAAGAAAGGCAAACAAAAUUCAAACUGUCCAGUGAUGGUUGCUGGCAACUUGAUUUCCAUUGAGAAGGUUUAACUUUAUUCCAAUUAUCAGUUUGGAGGUGGGAUGAUGAUACUUUUAGACCAUAUCUAACAUUUAUUAUAGACAUAUCCUCACCCCUCCAUCUUUGUAAUCUUGUUCAGGCCUACAAUUCUCUGCCGUAUCUGUAUUUCUCCCUUUUUUUAAAGCCAUCCAAGUCUGAUCACUCAGCUUUAUUUGUUCAGAAUUCUUUCUACCGUUUUUGUAUAUUUUAUUAAAACCUACAUUUUUAAGUCCAGAUUUUAUUAGGAAUUGGUUCUAUGGAGCA
Messenger RNA from Mobula hypostoma (lesser devil ray), 3624 nucleotides. RefSeq names its product UF2 component of NDC80 kinetochore complex (gene nuf2). NCBI's taxonomy places the organism in Eukaryota, Metazoa, Chordata, Chondrichthyes, Myliobatiformes, Myliobatidae. The coding region runs from base 55 to 1485 and encodes 476 amino acids. The transcript is spliced from 14 exons. Gene Ontology annotation, cellular component: Ndc80 complex; kinetochore. The record is from RefSeq and is a predicted model, not a curated record.